Molecule: messenger RNA, 1959 nt
Organism: Aspergillus puulaauensis
Lineage: Eukaryota; Fungi; Ascomycota; Eurotiomycetes; Eurotiales; Aspergillaceae
Gene: DED1
Product: DEAD/DEAH box helicase
Exons: 3
Coding region: 1-1959 (652 amino acids)
Cellular component (GO): nucleus
Molecular function (GO): RNA helicase activity; RNA binding; ATP binding
Source: RefSeq, a predicted model, not a curated record
AUGGCCGACGGCUUGAACAUGGGUAGCCUUACCCUCAACGAUUCUCAGCAUGCGCCCGCUCCUGGAGGUCCCAACCCGCCUGGUGGAGGCCGCGCUGCCUACAUCCCUCCACACCUCCGCCAGCGCCAAGUUCCUGCAAACGCGGCAACCGCGGACGCUGCUCCUCCCCCAGGCCCCGCUGGGGGCUCGUGGGGUGGCCCUAGAGGAGGCCCUCGUGGUGGUAACUGGGCUAAUGCCAACGCUCCUGAUUUCAGCCCCCGUGGUCCCAAUGGUCACGCAGGCGGCGGCUACGCUGGUGCCUCUGCCCGCGGCUCCGGAGAUGGCCAGUGGCGCGACGGCAAACAUGUCCCUGGUCCCGCAAACCCCCGUCUGGAACGCGAACUGUUCGGUAUCCCCAACGACCCCUCUAAGCAGAACACUGGCAUCAACUUCUCCAACUACGAUGAUAUUCCCGUUGAGGCUUCCGGCCAGGAUGUUCCUGAGCCCGUGAACACGUUCACAAACCCUCCCUUGGAUGACCACCUGCUGUCGAACAUCAGCUCUGCUGGAUACCAGACUCCCACACCCGUCCAGAAGUACUCGAUUCCCAUUGUGAUGAAUGGCCGUGAUCUUAUGGCUUGCGCUCAGACUGGUUCCGGAAAAACAGGUGGUUUCCUCUUCCCCAUUCUGUCUCAGGCUUACCAGAAUGGCCCUGCGGUUCCCCCUCCUUCAGCGGCUGGUCAAUAUGGCCGCCAGCGUAAGGCAUACCCGACCUCGCUGAUCCUGGCUCCAACUCGUGAGCUUGUUUCUCAAAUCUUUGAUGAGUCCCGGAAAUUCGCCUACCGCUCGUGGGUUCGCCCUUGUGUCGUUUACGGUGGUGCUGAUAUUGGCUCUCAACUGCGUCAGAUUGAGCGUGGCUGUGACCUUCUGGUUGCUACACCCGGUCGUCUCGUCGAUCUCAUCGAGAGAGGCCGUAUCUCUCUGAUCAACAUCAAGUAUUUGAUUCUUGACGAAGCUGACCGCAUGUUGGACAUGGGUUUCGAACCCCAGAUCCGCCGUAUUGUAGAGGGUGAAGAUAUGCCUAACGUCAAUGACCGUCAGACACUCAUGUUUUCGGCCACUUUCCCUCGAGACAUCCAGAUGCUGGCGCGUGACUUCCUAAAGGAUUAUGUUUUCUUGUCCGUUGGUCGUGUUGGAUCUACUUCGGAGAACAUCACCCAGAAGGUGGAAUACGUUGAGGAUCAUGACAAGCGCUCCGUCCUUUUGGACAUUCUCCACACUCACGGCACCACUGGUCUCACCCUCAUCUUCGUUGAGACCAAGCGUAUGGCGGAUGCCCUGUCCGACUUCCUUAUUAACCAGCGGUUCCCUGCCACUGCAAUUCACGGUGACCGCACCCAGCGUGAGCGUGAGCGCGCCUUAGAGAUGUUCCGCUCUGGUCGCUACCCAAUCCUUGUUGCCACAGCUGUUGCUGCCCGUGGUCUUGAUAUCCCGAACGUCACCCACGUUAUCAACUAUGACCUUCCCACCGAUAUUGACGAUUACGUCCACCGCAUUGGCCGUACCGGUCGUGCUGGUAACACUGGUAUCGCCACUGCUUUCUUCAACCGUGGCAACCGCGGUGUUGUCCGUGACCUCAUUGAUCUCCUCAAGGAAGCUCACCAGGAACUACCCUCGUUCUUGGAGAGCAUUGCUCGUGAAGGUAGCGGAUAUGGUGGCCGUGGAGGCCGGGGAGGUCGCGGCCGCGGCACCAACGCCACUCGCGAUAUGCGUCGCGUGGGUGGUGGCAUGGGCGGUCCUCCUUCCUAUGGCGGCGGCGGUGGCUUCGGUGCCCCUGCUGGCGGCUAUGGUGGUGGCUUCGGCGGAGCUCCUUCUUAUGGCGGCGGCGGCUACGGCGGCGGCUACGGAGGUGGUGGUGGUGGUGGUGGUGGUGGCUACGGCAACCCCUCCGGUCCUACCGGGCCUUCUUCCUGGUGGUAA